Messenger RNA from Thyridium curvatum, 2556 nucleotides. RefSeq lists its product as uncharacterized. The transcript is spliced from 4 exons. NCBI's taxonomy places the organism in Eukaryota, Fungi, Ascomycota, Sordariomycetes, Thyridiales, Thyridiaceae. Gene Ontology annotation, molecular function: GTPase activity; GTP binding. Gene Ontology annotation, biological process: endoplasmic reticulum membrane fusion. Gene Ontology annotation, cellular component: endoplasmic reticulum. Bases 1 to 2556 code for a protein of 851 amino acids. The record is from RefSeq and is a predicted model, not a curated record.
AUGAACGGCCAUUUCUCUGCGGUCGGCGCGGACGCCACCGCCCAGGAGUACGAGCAUGGCAUCCAGGUCAUCGAUGAGGAAAAGGAGUUCAACGCCAACGUCAAUGCCUACCUCCAAGAGACCAGCGUCGCCCAGGCCGGCUUCAACUAUCACCUCAUCUCCGUAUUUGGCUCGCAGUCCACCGGCAAGUCGACCCUGCUGAACCACCUCUUCGGCACCGAGUUCAACGUCAUGUCCGAGGCCGAGCGCCGCCAGACAACCAAGGGUAUUUGGAUGUCCAAGAACAAGAAUGCCACCGCAGGCUCCGUCGACCUGGCGGAGAACAUUCUGGUCAUGGAUGUCGAGGGCACAGAUGGUCGCGAGCGCGGCGAAGACCAGGACUUUGAAAGGAAGAGCGCCCUCUUUGCGCUUGCCACGAGCGAGGUCCUCAUCGUCAACAUUUGGGAGCACCAGGUCGGUCUCUACCAGGGGGCCAACAUGGGUCUCCUGAAGACCGUCUUUGAGGUCAACCUCCAACUGUUCCUGAAAGACAAAGAAUCUACGCCUCGAUCCCUCCUAUUCUUCGUCAUUCGCGACCACAUAGGCAACACGCCGCUUGCCAACUUGCGGAACACGCUGAUCCAAGACCUGACCAAGAUCUGGCAAUCGAUCUCCAAGCCACCAGGGCUGGAGAACUCAAAGAUCGAGGACUACUUCGAUUUCGCCUUUGCUGCACUCCCCCACAAGAUCCUCCAACCCGAUAAAUUCGUGACCGAGGUACAAAAUCUUGGCACCAGAUUCGUCGCCGGCCACCGCUCCACGAAGGACCAGGAGUUUGUCGGAGGCGUCUUCCUCCCCGAGUACCACCGCAGGAUACCUGCUGACGGCUUCUCCGUCUAUGCCGAGGGCAUCUGGGACAAGAUUGUCCAUAACAAGGAUCUCGAUCUGCCCACUCAGCAGGAGCUGCUCGCACAAUUCCGUUGCGACGAGAUCUCGCGAGAGGUGCUGCUCGCAUUCGACACGGUGAUAGCGCCCCUCGAGGAGAACCAGGCCGAUGCCACUCGGUCCGGGAAGCCCUUUGUGCUUCCCGUUCUUGGGGCCACAGGUAGCGAGGCGAGGACCAAGUGCCUGGCAGCGUUCGGAACCCAGGCUAGCAGGUACCACAAGGGUGUCUAUACUACGAAGCGUGCCGAGUUGGAGAGCAAGAUUGACACGCGGCUCAAGGUCCUGUACCAGGGACAGCUUUCUGCUGCUCACAAGGCCGGUGUCACAGCCUUCAGCGAUGCGGUCAGCGGCGCAGUCAAGGCCGGGCAGAAGUCGGGCGGUGCUUAUGACUUUGCCGAGAUUGUCGAGAAGCAGAAGAGAAAAACGCUCGACAUCUUCAAGCAAGAAGCUCAGAGUCUCCUGAUCGAGGGCGUGGCCUGGACCAACUUCAAGCCUCAGUAUCUCCUGUUUGAGAAGGAACUGGAUGAGGUCAGUGCGCGCCUCAGGAAGGAGGAGAUGCGCCGGUUGGCUACAAGGGUCGAACGCUGGGUCAGGUCGCGGCUUGGCGAUGCGGUGGGCCUGGAGUUCAACAAGCUAGGCUCUGGUCGUGCCGGAGCUGGCGCACCGGAACUCGGCGAGAAGCCAGCGAGCGAGAAGGAUCUUUGGGACCGCAUUUGGAACGUCUUUGUUGCCAUCGUCAAGGAGGCACAAGAACGCUUUACCGAGCGGGCCAAGAGCUUCGAGGCCAGCGAGGACGAGGUAGAGAUCGGCCUGUGGCGCCUGCGUCGCAAGAGCUGGAUCGCUUUGCGCGAGAAGAUCGAGGAGGAGGUCAUGGAGGGCAACAUUCUUCUCAAGCUGCGUGAGAAUUUCGAGGACAAAUUCCGCUAUGACGAGGCGGGCGUGCCCCGGAUCUGGCGGCCCAGCGAUGACAUCGAGGGGAUCUACACCCGUGCCCGGGAGUCUACCCUUGGGCUCAUUCCGCUUCUCUCAAGAUUCAGGCUCGCCGAGACUAUCGCCCCCCCAGAUCUCCCGGCUUGGGUCGGGCCGCAACCGCAUGGCGUGGAGCUCGAGGACGAGGAGGAUCUCCCUCCCAUCGGCGGCGUGGAUGAAGAGGAAGGGAAGAGCCUCGAAGAGGAGAUGACGGUGCUCAGCGAGAGCAAGCGGCAGGAUCUCGUCAUCCGAUUCAAGAAGACCGCUGACGGAGUGUACGUCGAGGCCAAGCGUAGCGCCCUUGGCGGCAUCACGCAGGUGCCGUUGUAUUUCUACAUCAUCCUGUUGGUGCUCGGAUGGAACGAGAUCGUCAUGGUCUUGCGCAAUCCUUUCCUUUUCCUCCUCAUCCUCAUCACCGCAGGAGGCACCUACGUGGCAUACACGCUCAACCUGCUGGGCCCCAUGAUGCAGAUGGCCAACGCCGCGUCCAACCAGGCCGUGGAGAUCGGCAAGGCAAAGCUCCGAGACUUCCUGGAGAACAAUGACACGGCGCGACAGGCGCUGGCCAUGCCCGCCAGGGAAAACAGCUCUGCGAGCAUGGACACUUUGGAUAGCAGGGGCAAGAAGAAGGCCGAGGCGGCCGACGACGACGACGAGAUCUAG